This is a messenger RNA of Hydatigera taeniaeformis, 840 nucleotides long. Lineage: Eukaryota; Metazoa; Platyhelminthes; Cestoda; Cyclophyllidea; Taeniidae. The record is from the annotation of a GenBank genome assembly.
AUGAAUUCCUCUUGCAUCAUCUUUUUCCUCUUACACAAAAUACUGCCCAAUGUGUCUUCAGGAUCAGAACAAUCCAUAUGCAAUAGCGAGGCUGUUCGUGAAGAACUGCAGGACCCAGAGCUCAUGGAUAGUGUGUCAGUUCGAGAACUACGGAUAGCCAAUGAGGAAGUGCGGACCCACUUAGACACCAUAAAGGAGUUGACUGCAUCCCCACCCUCCCCCAAACCGGAUGUGAAUCUACAAGAUGCGUACGACGACUCAGAACCGGAGUUACCUCAAUCCGACAGACCUUUCAUCAUUCGCAGAUUAGAGGGGUGGCAUUUCGUCAAUCGUGUGCCCGAAAUACGUCCCUACUACGGUACACUGGAGAUUGGACUGAAGUUUGAUCCUCUUCUGGGGAAGAUUAUAAUUUCUAUCAUCAAAGGCAAAGAAAUGCACGCUCCAGACGGCAGUCUGAUGCAGCUGUGGGUGAGUGUGCAACAGAAGACACGCAUUUGCAAGAAGUCUUCACCUUUCUCGGCAAUGGGAUCAAUGCGCUUGGGCUCCAAGUCAAAUGCCUCACAUAAAGAUCCCGUAGCGAUAACCGAGAAGGUGGGUAAACUCUACCGAACUUCGAUACGGAGCGACACCGCUGAGCCGGUGUGGGACGAUCGGUUCACAUUUAACGUGCCCAAGGAACAGUUGGACAUGGUCUUCUUUGACAUCCUCAUUCACGAUCAAAAAGCUAUAGUCGGAGGUCUGCGAAUGGGUCACUCAGGGAUGCAUGUGGCAUCGCACCAUUGGGCCAACAUGAUCCAACGUCCUGGUAUAUGCAUCACUUGCAGAUACGUAGUGCAAUAA